CUGAAGAUUCUAUUCCAGAUGCUCCUCUAUCUUAUCAAGAUGCGGUGGCAGAAACGUCUACAGACUCAUUUACAACAGCAACUUCAGAUGUUGCCAAUACACAUUAUAUUCUUGAAAGAUUUACACAUGAUCUUAAUAUAUUAAAGGAUAAAAUUAAAUCUUUAGAAAAAGU
Dentiscutata erythropus is the source of this 172-nucleotide messenger RNA. NCBI's taxonomy places the organism in Eukaryota, Fungi, Glomeromycota, Glomeromycetes, Diversisporales, Gigasporaceae. The record is from the annotation of a GenBank genome assembly.